GCUGGAUCAUGUAAUAAUUCAUGUUGGAUCAAUGAGCUUACCUGAAUCCAAGGAUCUGGCCAAGCACGCAGCCCAGAUAGGAGCGGAUGGCAUAUCUGUCAUUUCCCCUUUUUUCUUCAAACAGGUGACUAAAGAUGAAUUGGUUGCCUUCUUCCGGGAUGUUGCAUCUCAAGCUCCUAAUAUCCCAUUCUAUUAUUAUCACAUUCCUCCAAUCACUGGCAUGAAAU
Molecule: messenger RNA, 227 nt
Organism: Thamnophis sirtalis
Lineage: Eukaryota; Metazoa; Chordata; Lepidosauria; Squamata; Natricidae
Source: RefSeq, a predicted model, not a curated record